UCGAGAUGCAGCUUUAGGCUCCUGUCGCCGUUGGGCGACGAGGCUCAGAUGUUUUUCUUCGCUGCUUCAAGUGCUGUUGUAGUCAACCUCGCGAUUGGGUCAUUCUUGACUUGUCUGAGUGAGGACCAAGUUGAGAGAAGCGAAUCCAACGAGACGAGAUGUUUUCUACGUGGGAUCUGGUGCGCCCGACGCUGUGGCACCCCAUGUCAAUGCUAGAGCUGUCCAUGAUGGACUCGAGCUCGCUGCCGCAGCUGUCGGUGAGUAUGCGAAAUGUGCCCGGCGUCAGCUUGGAUGAGGAAUUUUUCAAGGAUCUGCCCACUGCAGAUCAGCCCAAGGAGGAGAAGGACGAGACGCCAGAGACCGAAAAUCAACGCGCGUUCUCGUCCUAUUCAUUCAGCAGCUCGUCCGUCGUGGAUGAGGAGGGCCACAAGGUCGUGAGCAUGCGUCGUCGCUAUGAAGACUCGACGGGGCGUCUGAAAGCUGAGCACGAACGCGAGGUUCGGGGCAAGCGUCUGAAGACGAUCUGGAACCGCAAAAACGCGAAGGACGAGGGUGAGCACCACACGAUCUGCUCGCAGGGUACAGCCGAAGAAUUCGAGAAGCUGUGGAGUCAAACUGCGAUCGGAAAGGCCCAGGAAAAGAAAAACAAGGAGCUGAAGGACAAGUCGGAGUAG
Molecule: messenger RNA, 674 nt
Organism: Phytophthora infestans T30-4
Lineage: Eukaryota; Oomycota; Peronosporomycetes; Peronosporales; Peronosporaceae
Exons: 2
Coding region: 159-674 (171 amino acids)
Source: RefSeq, a predicted model, not a curated record